Molecule: messenger RNA, 1885 nt
Organism: Solanum pennellii
Lineage: Eukaryota; Viridiplantae; Streptophyta; Magnoliopsida; Solanales; Solanaceae
Product: glucan endo-1,3-beta-glucosidase 7
Exons: 4
Coding region: 67-1482 (471 amino acids)
Biological process (GO): carbohydrate metabolic process
Cellular component (GO): plasma membrane
Molecular function (GO): hydrolase activity, hydrolyzing O-glycosyl compounds
Source: RefSeq, a predicted model, not a curated record
UUAGAAUUUUAAAUUUUGUUCUCUCUAACGGUAGAAGAAUCUAAACACCUUUGAAGUUUCUUUUGUAUGCUCUGUUUUUGUACUUUGUACUUCAAAAAGCUAUCUCUAUUUAUACUUCUUCUCCAUCAAUCAUUUUUCUCCAUCAAAUUAACAUCCAUGGCUAAUUCGUUUCAUAAUUCAUCCUUCUUCCUACUUCUCUGUUUCUUGCAUUUCGUACUCGUCGCCAAAUCGCAGUCAUUUAUUGGUAUAAAUUAUGGCCAAGUUGCGGAUAAUCUACCGGCACCGGAGGCAACAGCCAAGUUACUACAAUCAACUUCAAUUCAAAAAGUCCGGUUAUACGGAUCCGACCCGGCAAUUAUCAAAGCUUUAGCAAAUACCGGUAUCGGAAUCAUGAUCGGAGUAGCCAACGGUGAUAUUCCGGCGAUGGCAUCAGACCCGAACUUUGCUAAAGGAUGGCUGAGUUCAAACGUGCUUCCGUUUUAUCCGGCGAGUGAAAUUAUUGUAAUUAACGUCGGAAAUGAGGUUAUGUCUUCAAAUGAUCAGAAUCUGAUGACGAAUUUGUUGCCGGCGAUGCAAAAUUUACAAAAAGCCCUAAAUGAUGUUUCAAUUGGAGGGAAAGUUAAGGUGUCGACGGUUCAUUCUAUGGCGGUUAUGAAGCAAUCGGAUCCUCCGUCUUCUGGAAAUUUCGACCCGAAUAUUGGGGAUUUGUUGAAAGGAUUGUUGGAGUUCAAUAAAGCUACUGGUUCUCCUUUCGCCAUUAAUCCUUAUCCGUUUUUCGCUUAUCAGAGUGAUCCUAGACCUGAUACUUUAGCUUUUUGCUUGUUUCAACCUAAUGCUGGUCGAGUUGAUGCUGGCACCAAGAUUAAGUACACCAACAUGUUCGAUGCUCAGGUGGAUGCAAUAAGAGCAGCGCUUAACGCUAUGGGAUUCAAGGAAGUAGAGAUUGUGAUUGCGGAAACAGGGUGGCCUUAUAAGGGAGACAGCAAUGAAGUUGGUCCAAGUAUUGAGAAUGCAAAGGCUUACAAUGGCAAUUUGAUUGCUCACUUGAGGUCAAUGGUUGGUACUCCUUUGAUGCCUGGCAAAUCAGUAGAUACCUAUCUCUUUGCCAUAUAUGAUGAGGAUCUCAAACCAGGACCAACUUCUGAGCGAUCCUUUGGACUUUUUAAGCCUGAUUUAACCAUGAGUUAUGAUAUUGGACUUUCUAAAGCCAACAACCAGGUUCCAACACCAAAAACUCCGGUGUCUCCCUCGCCAAAUGCAUCCCCAAAAGCUCCUGUGUCUCUGUCACCAAAUCCAGCACCAAAAGCUCCGGUGACUCCCACACUGGUUCCAACGCCAAACACCACAGUGACUCCCCCGUCACCAAAGACAGAGAAAAGUGUCAAGGCAGGUGUAUCAGAUUCUCAAUUGCAAGCAAAUAUCAACGUAGGGAUGCUUGUUUUGAGCCAAAUACUGUGGUACCCCAUGCUGCAUAUGCGAUAAAUCUCUUUACCAAAAUUCAGUAAAGAAUGUUUGAACUGACAGCAUCUCUCUCAUCAACGUGUCCUAGUAAGCUGCUGAUCAGUUUUGUCUUCUGUCGGGGAAUGUUAGUAGCUCAGUUGGUUGGUUACCUGCAACUUUUACUUUGUUGGUGAAAGUUCAAUUCCCCACCUUGUAAUCUCCUCCCCUGUCUCCCCUUCCCGUACCCUAGUUAUCCAAGAGAGAAUUAAGUACUUGAGAGCAGAGGCAAUUUGUAAUAUCAUGUAGGAUAGCUUUUGUGAAAAUGUUUUCCUCUUGUUCUUGGUAUUGUGAAGUGGAUGGGUUAUAUUUUGCGUGAAUAAAUCGAUCACGCAAAAUACAGAUUCUAUUACAUGUUAAAGGAAUUGUGAUGUUUUGGUUGCUUUUA